CACCCAUCAUGGCUACAGCGGAGGCUCUGCCUGAAAAAUCAGAAUGUCCUACUUGCAAGACCACAAGGCAAGAUUUUCUUCAAGAACCAAAAACUCUCAUUGCUCAACAUCAUGAGAAGAUAAAUACAAAUAAAGUUCAAGGUCCUUCUAUAAAUGUUUUCAGGAAUAAAUACCAAAAACCAAAAUCUACCCAAUAUAUCCCUUUGGAGCUUAAGAAAAAGGAAACACCUGACACUGAUGUAUUCCAAGAACAUCGGACAGCGCUUCGACGUCUGUGUUUUCCCAGGGAGUGCACCAAAAGCUGGCAUCCUGCAGAGCCUUCAAGAGGACAAACCUCUUUCAAGGAGCCACAUUUUUUAAGUAUAAAUGAAAAACCCUGGUCUGUGGAUCUUAUUACAAAAGAACAAGUUAAACUGGGUAAAAUAAUGACAGAAAUUGAAUACGUGAGUAAAAAAAUGGAAAAAGAAAAGCAAGAGAAUGCUGCGAAGUCCAGAAUGAUUGAGUCAUUCUAUGCCCUGCCCAGACAUUCAGUUAUAGUUACCCUUGGAUUGAAGGAGUUAAUCCACCAACCAUUGGAUGAUUGGAAAAGAAGUGUGUUAAGAAAGUCUUUCCAUUUAUCUCAUGCCUCCAGUUGGAGUUUGUCUGGAGCAUCAGGAAUAUUUCCAGGCUAUUGGACCAAAACCUUAAUGAAACAUGAGAAACAAAAAAUCAAACGGGAAUCAAAGCCAGAAAAGAGGAUGGAAGUUUCCCUAAGUAAAACUGCUAAAUUGAACAGUAAAGUUAAAAGAAUUGGACCGCACAUAGAAAUCUUCCAAGUGUUCCAAGAAAGAAACAAAUUAAUAAUUACAAAAAAAGUAGUUCGACUGAUUACUAUUGUGCAAGCACGGAUUAGAGGGUGGCUUGAACGCAAAAGACUUCAAAGAAUAAUGGUCAAGGCUCUGUAUCAUGGAUCCAAUUUGAAGGCAGUUAUAGACAUGUAUCGGGGACUCAUCCAUCGUGUCAAAUAUCGACUGGGCCUGUGGAGGACCAGAGAAAUUAUCAACCUUGCAGAGCUGGAGGAAUGGAUGGACAGAAAGAAGUUCUAUGAGACAAUGUUUGCCAAGAGGGAAGAUUGGCAAGGAUUAGAAAGAAGUGAGCUCCUUAAGUACUUCAAUGACUGUGGUCAUUUCCCAACCCAGAAACAAAUUGAUGACUACUGGGACAUGACCCAUAGAGGUGAACAAAAAUAUUGUGAGCCAAUCAAAAAGUCGCAGGCAGUUGAAAUGAUAUUUACAUUCUACCCUCCUCGCGGUGCUCAUGUGGUCAAUAAUAUCCACAUCAAGUCAAGCUGGCUGCGGCCCAUCGUCAAUGGUGAAGAAGGAUAUAAAUAUAUUGUGAGUGGACAUCCAAUACUCAAAAGAGCUAACAUCCGGAUUGUUGGGAAGUUGGUGGCCAGAUCCAUAAGAGAAAGGAAAAUGACUCAAUAUUAUAAAGCAUGA
This is a messenger RNA of Octodon degus (degu), 1478 nucleotides long. RefSeq names its product IQ motif containing M (gene Iqcm). Gene Ontology annotation, molecular function: protein binding. The transcript has 13 exons. NCBI's taxonomy places the organism in Eukaryota, Metazoa, Chordata, Mammalia, Rodentia, Octodontidae. The coding region runs from base 9 to 1478 and encodes 489 amino acids. The record is from RefSeq and is a predicted model, not a curated record.